GCCAGCCGGGCCAUUCUUCUUCGCAUGGCCAUAUCUCAUCACUCAUCAGUCCACCAACGUAAUCGCAUCAAGCCCCCUCACGUCUCCCGAAAUUCCAAACUGGGGGGCCCCUCCCCCGCGCCUCGGUGUGACGACUGGCGAGGACCUUGCUAACAACAGCCAGGGCAGCGUCCAGGGGGCACUCUGCAAAGCGCGCGACCGGACGGCCCGGUUCGUUCUCGACCUCUCGUCUCGCUCAUCCGCCCGCCCCCGAGGAAGGAACCCUAGCCUAGCCUUGCUCCGACCGGUCGCCGCGGCGACUGCGACGAUGAUGGACUGCGCUGGAGGCCGAGACCCCGUGGAGGACUUCCUCCUCGGCGGCGCCGGCGCCGGCGACGACGGAGAUCUCGUCGCCGUCUUCUGCGACGACGGAGGACUUGGGAUUGAGGGUAUCCAUGGAGAUGCUUGUGGAUUUGAGCAAUCUAAUUUGGGGAAAAGGGGUAGAGAUGAACCAUGUUCAUCUGGCCCAACAUCCAAAGCUUGCCGUGAAAAAAUGAGGAGGGACAAGCUGAAUGACAGGUUCCUGGAAUUAAGUUCAAUUAUGAAUCCUGGUAAGGAAGCAAAGUUAGAUAAAGCAAAUAUAUUGAGUGAUGCAGCCCGUAUGGUGGCACAACUUAGAGGUGAGGCAGAAAAGCUUAAGGAAUCAAAUGAGAAGUUGCGGGAGAAUAUCAAGGAUCUGAAGGAGGAGAAGAACGAGCUCCGUGAAGAGAAAGUGAGACUAAAGGUAGAAAAGGAUAGGCUGGAGCAGCAAGUCAAAGCUAUGAGUGUAGCUCCUACAGGAUAUGUCCCCCAUCUCCCUCAUCCAGCUUCAUACCAUCCUGCUGCGUUCACUCCAUUUGCGCCGCCACAGCAAGCUCCAGCCAACAAAAGUGCUCCAAUCCCAGCACCGUUCCCUGGGAUGGCGAUGUGGCAGUGGUUGCCUCCGACCAUCGUGGACACAACUCAAGAUCCAAAGCUCUGGCCCCCAAAUGCUUAGGGGCAGCUACCUUGGAAUGUUGACUCAUUGUGCCUUUUCAUGCAUUUGGUGGGCAAAUCAGUGUCAGUUAGGUCCCUGGAGACUGGAGAGGAAUCAAGUUCGCAACUCGCGCCAUGUUUAUGCUGUAACAGCUGGUUUCCAGCACUACUUAUGAACUUACUUUGUUCUACUGAAGGGUGGUGCCUGUAAUUAAUAUAUGGAUCUUAACCCUCUAGUUGGCAUGUAUAUCAUUUGUUCUAUUCGAGAGCUGAAUUUUAAGGACC
Molecule: messenger RNA, 1278 nt
Organism: Zea mays
Lineage: Eukaryota; Viridiplantae; Streptophyta; Magnoliopsida; Poales; Poaceae
Exons: 5
Coding region: 308-1015 (235 amino acids)
Biological process (GO): intracellular iron ion homeostasis; regulation of DNA-templated transcription
Molecular function (GO): DNA-binding transcription factor activity; protein dimerization activity
Source: RefSeq, marked validated